AUGAAAAUAGGAUUCACAUUUUAUAAUAAGUACACAGUGACUAGUUUAGAACUUCUAGAACUUAGAGUGCCUGCACAUGUGCCACUCGGUACAAGACCUUCAUUGUCUUGUCGGUGGCAACUGGGUCCUACUGAUGUGCUUUAUUCAGUCAAAUGGUACAAAGAUGGAAAGGAAUUCUUUAGACACGUGCCUCGCGACGUCGAACCACGAAGGAAGUUCUUGCUACCAGGAGUUGAUGUAGAGCAAUCUAGUCCUAAUGGGUCUAAUGUAACGCUCUCGCCGGCGGUGCUUGAAACCGGCGGACGAUACCGCUGUGAAGUAUCUGGCGAAAGACCACUCUUUCCCACCGUUUCUGAUCAUGCCGACAUGAUCAUAGUUGCUUUACCAGCUACGGGUCCAAUUAUUAGUGGAUCUCGUCUUCGUUACCAAAUAGGGGAUCGAGUGCAUGUAAACUGCACGUCUGGACGGUCGCGGCCUGCUACGAGGCUGACAUGGUACAUCAAUGGAGAACCGGCACCUGCCGCUGCCGUGCUUUCUCCUGAACAUCACCAACACGAGGAUGGACUCGAGACUACAAGCCUCGCCCUUGAUUUUAAAGUUAAACCUAAACAUUUUAAGAAGGGAGACCUAAAAUUGAAGUGUCUUGCAACCAUUGCGACUGUAUACUGGAGGAGUAAUGAAGAAAGUGUCCAAGGUGAGAGAUUGAAAGGAUACGCCCGAUCUAGAGAGCUUUUAGAAGGAACAUCUCGGGCGGACCGCGUGCGGGCGGCCGGGUCCGGCCACUAUCAGCCAGCAUAUACAACACUGUCGCUUCUCUUAACGUUAGCUCUUCAUCUCCCAUUCAGACUUAUAGUAAUU
Messenger RNA from Brenthis ino (lesser marbled fritillary), 858 nucleotides. NCBI's taxonomy places the organism in Eukaryota, Metazoa, Arthropoda, Insecta, Lepidoptera, Nymphalidae. The record is from the annotation of a GenBank genome assembly.